AUGCAUGCGCCGCCUUUCGGUAUUUACAGAGAACGUCUCGCAGGUUGCGCCUUCUCCGUGGUUGCGCCUUCUCCGUGGUUGCGCCUUCUCCGUGCAAGACGGCCGCUUUCUGCUACAUUCAAGAUGCUGCACGAAUCCCAAACGGAGUGCUAUACGACAUCAAAGGCACUAGAAAUAGAUUUGCUUGCAGGAACAAUUGCGACGAAUGUGUGCGCAUUUGAGGACGCUUCAGAGCGACACGGCUCCUCUCCUCUGCAGUGCUGCGCUGGCUGCGCUAGCGUCCUGCAGGCCACUGCAGGAAUCACGACCACAAAGGCUGUCGAGCUAGAGGAGCCCACCACUGAGAGCCUAGUCUGGAAGACUCUGAAAUGUGACUGGCCGACGAAGCGCCCGGCAAAACAGAGACGUGAAAGAUGGGGGAGAUGGUAG
Molecule: messenger RNA, 429 nt
Organism: Sporothrix schenckii 1099-18
Lineage: Eukaryota; Fungi; Ascomycota; Sordariomycetes; Ophiostomatales; Ophiostomataceae
Exons: 1
Coding region: 1-429 (142 amino acids)
Source: RefSeq, a predicted model, not a curated record